CUUGUUUUGAUGACGUGCCUAUACCUGUAGUCCCCACCUUGUACGAAUACUGAGAAAGAUGAAAUAGCUCAGUAAGAAAUAAGCCCGCGUUUACUUAACACAGAGUUCAACCUAAACAUGAAGUUUGUAGUUAUUUUGUUUGUUUUUGUUUUUGUUGCGUUAACAAACGAAGCCCUCGCCACAGAGCAGCACCACUCAAAAUCCGGAGAAGCUGCCGGAAAACAGGAUGAAAAAGGAGCGAAACACAGUGAGUUCAACCACGUCAAAAAAAGUGGCAAAUCCUCGAAACACGACGUUGAAAAAGCCCGAAAAGGACAAUCCCUGAAUGAACUCCACAAAAAAGUCAAUGCGGAAAAAAAGGGAAAGAAGACGAAAUAUCACGCAAAAGAUGGAUACAAGUCCUUAAAUGAACAUAGCGGGGGCUCUGGACACGGGGCCAAAUUCCAGGAAGCGGCAAAAAAGAAAAAAUUGAACUACAAGAAGGGUUAUAGGGAGCAGUACCAUAAAGAUGAACACAAAAAACACAAUACUUUCUACAGCAAUUCUCACAAAAGUGGCGAGUUUGAGGUGUUUGGGCAAAAACACAAAAAGUAUAAUUCGAAAUAUUCGGCCAAAAAACAAGUGGAGAAUCACAAGCUAGCAAAGGAUCAAAAUGAUUACAAGAAAGCGUCGAAGAAAGCCGGAGGACACGACAUGAGUGAGAAAAAGGCAUUCAAGGAUCAAAAAGCCACUAAAAGUCAUCACAACCAUCAAGAAAAGUGGGCCAAGAAAGGCGGGAAAAAGGGUGGUAAACAGUACAAGUACAAAAUUGUCCCUAAGCAAUAGUAAUACUAUGAACGACAGUUAUUUAUUACGAUAUUCGCCUAUUUUGUAAACAAUUAUUAUUUUUGUUAAAUUUAUAACGAUUACAAAUAAACUAUUUAAAAAAAGUCUUAGAA
Molecule: messenger RNA, 938 nt
Organism: Tribolium madens (black flour beetle)
Lineage: Eukaryota; Metazoa; Arthropoda; Insecta; Coleoptera; Tenebrionidae
Product: nuclear speckle splicing regulatory protein 1-like
Exons: 5
Coding region: 118-825 (235 amino acids)
Source: RefSeq, a predicted model, not a curated record